CCUCCGCGGCACCUGGCCUCGGCCGAGCGAGGCAGUUUGGCCGGUGAGGGCAGCCUCAGCACGCCACCGGAUGCGACUGCUGAACCUGUCGCUGCUGUCCCCGCCGCCCCGCGCGCUGUGACCCACGACCCCAGAUCCUUUUGGCUCGGCCCGCGCGCCCCAGGUCCGGUCUGGGCGGCGCGACGGGAGGAUGAGCGGCGGGCGGCGGAAGGAGGAGCCGCCUCAGCCGCAACUGGCCAACGGGGCCCUCAAAGUCUCUGUCUGGAGUAAGGUGCUGCGAAGCGACGCGGCCUGGGAGGACAAGGAUGAAUUUUUAGAUGUGAUCUACUGGUUUCGACAGAUCAUUGCUGUGAUCCUAGGUGUCAUUUGGGGAGUGUUACCUUUGCGAGGUUUCUUGGGAAUAGCAGGAUUCUGCCUGAUCAAUGCAGGAGUCCUGUACCUCUACUUCAGCAACUACCUACAGAUAGAUGAGGAAGAAUAUGGUGGCACAUGGGAGCUCACAAAAGAAGGGUUUAUGACAUCUUUUGCCUUGUUCAUGGUCAUUUGGAUCAUCUUUUACACUGCCAUCCACUAUGACUGAUGGUGUAUAGCUCACUGUCUGGUCCAAAGGACCCUCUUAGUUACAGCACAGAAACAUGAUUGUAGGGGCAUCCCAGCCACGUGGAACCUGGAAGACCCAUGUUUCCUGGACCAAGAAUCAUUAUGUUGGGCAUGUUUUCUGCAAGGGUUGUGACCUAAAACUUUUUAAAGAACAAUCUACCUUUUGGGGAAGCAUUUCUGAAUUGUCCAUCACCAACUUUUCUUCUUGGAUAUCAUCAUGAAACACCUCUCUGCUGACUGGAGCUGUCAUUUAAUUUGCUGCACCUCUGGAUCUGGAUGAAAUAUUAAAUUGUCUUCCUCACUUCUCCACCAGGUGUACAGUUUUUAAACUAUCAGUGGCAUUUCAAGUCUCCUGAAAACAGUAUGGCAGUUAUGUCCGUAGCACAGUACAGGCAGCAUCGAAUAACAGUUCCCGUUGUAGAAUGUUUUCAGAUACUUGAAUAAAUCGAUCUUUAAUUGAGAA
Molecule: messenger RNA, 1063 nt
Organism: Manis pentadactyla (Chinese pangolin)
Lineage: Eukaryota; Metazoa; Chordata; Mammalia; Pholidota; Manidae
Gene: RAB5IF
Product: RAB5 interacting factor
Exons: 4
Coding region: 191-580 (129 amino acids)
Biological process (GO): mitochondrial respirasome assembly
Source: RefSeq, a predicted model, not a curated record